AUGACCCUGCCAGAAUUUUCCAGGUCUUUCCUGCCUUCGACCACUGUUUUAACAUUUGCGACAGUAGGGAAAAACGCAAUUACGCUUACAUGUCUAGAUCUGCAAGCUCUGACGGAACGUACAGGCUCACCGGCCCCCAGUGCGAGUUCCGGUGGUGGAGUGGCGUCAACGGACUAUAUUCCAAAGCCAAAACCCAAAGGGGCGAAACCCCCUAAUGUGUUCUCCAAUGAUGGUUCGUUUCUGGACAGGAUACGACGGUCUAUGAAGGAAGAAGAGGAUAAAAAGAAAGAAAAAGAAGCCCUCGAAAGGAAGAAACAUUUUGCAGAUCGCUUCAAAACCAGAGGAAAGCGACCACCUCCUACAACCAUCCAAUCCGCCGCAUCAGACACAACCACGCCUGAAACUGACGAGUCUCCAACAAAGAAACUAAAGCUCGAUGGGGAGCUGAGUAUAAACAAGGGGGACAGAGAGAAGGCUGGCCAAAAUGCACAAGCUGAAUAUCACAAAGCCAUGGAAUCCUACCCAGGGAGCCUCAAGGACGGUGGAACUGGUGUAAGACCUCUGAUUAAGUGA
Molecule: messenger RNA, 573 nt
Organism: Psilocybe cubensis
Lineage: Eukaryota; Fungi; Basidiomycota; Agaricomycetes; Agaricales; Agrocybaceae
Exons: 5
Coding region: 1-573 (190 amino acids)
Source: RefSeq, a predicted model, not a curated record